CCGUAACAAGUCGUUCUCGCCAUGCGGAUCCACUGCAAAGUAGUUGUGAUCGGCGUGUGUUUUGGAGUUUUCUUACUUUUCUACUUUUGGGGUGGCAAUGUCCCGGACGCUCCGCUGCUGAAAGAAGUUUCGCUGGAGGAGGACAGGAAUUUUUCUUCGUCGUCGGUCACACUCGAUCGCGAUGUUGCGCCAAAGUUGGCUAGAAAAUCAACCACGGUAGUCGGGGUGCUAAUGAAAGAUGUCCCCAAAGGGCGAAAAAACUGGAAAGUGACCAAGCAAAGGAGUAACGCCAAUGCAAAGAGUAAAGGAGGACGGCCUGUGGCCAGGCGCACCCGUGUAGAGGAAAUCAUGCACUUGGCUAUGGUGGCAUGUGGACAUCGUCUGGAGGAAACCUUAACUCUUGUCAAAUCAGCUGUCCUGUUCAGCCUGAAAAAGAUCAAGUUUCACAUUUUUGCUGAGGACGUCUUGAUCCCUCAAUUUAAAGAAAAGCUGAAUCAGUGGCCUCGGUUUGUCACAGCCAAGUUCAAGUAUACCCUCUACCGAAUCACCUUCUCAGUGGGGAACGCAGAUGAAUGGAAGAAGCUCUUCAAGCCCUGCGCUGCUCAGAGACUCUUUCUUCCUGUCAUCCUCAAGGACAUAGACUCAUUGCUGUACGUGGACACUGAUGUGCUGUUCCUUCGACCCAUGGAUGAUAUCUGGAAAAUGCUGAAGUCUUUCAAUAGUACCCAGCUUGCAGCAAUGGCUCCUGAGCACGAGGUCCCGAAGAUUGGCUGGUAUAGCCGCUUUGCACGCCAUCCUUUUUAUGGCAUCUCAGGGGUCAACUCUGGUGUCAUGCUGAUGAAUCUCACAAGGAUCCGCAGCACAUUGUUCAAGAACAGCAUGAUUGCCGGCGGCCUGUCCUGGGAGGACCUUUUGCACCCACUUUAUCAGAAGUACAAGAACCACAUCACAUGGGGAGAUCAGGACCUCCUCAACAUUAUCUUUCACUACAACCCAGAGUGUCUGUUCAUCUUCCCUUGCCAGUGGAACUACAGGCCUGAUCACUGUAUGUAUGGGAGUAACUGUAAAGGAGCUGAAGAGGAAGGCGUGUCCAUCCUCCAUGGCAACCGUGGAGUGUAUCAUGAUGAGAAGCAGCCGGCCUUCAAAGUAGUUUAUGAUGGAAUACGUGAUUUCCCUUUUGACGACAACAUGUUCCAGUCACUAUUCUAUCCCAUCCAGGCCAAAUUCCUGGACACAGUAAACACCUUGUGUGGCCGGAUCCCUCAAGUCUUCCUUAAGCAGAUAGAAAAGACCAUGAGGAAGGUGUUUGAGGAAAACGUUAUUCGACAUAUCAACUGA
Nerophis lumbriciformis (worm pipefish) is the source of this 1338-nucleotide messenger RNA. NCBI's taxonomy places the organism in Eukaryota, Metazoa, Chordata, Actinopteri, Syngnathiformes, Syngnathidae. The record is from RefSeq and is a predicted model, not a curated record.